Mesorhabditis spiculigera is the source of this 366-nucleotide messenger RNA. Lineage: Eukaryota; Metazoa; Nematoda; Chromadorea; Rhabditida; Rhabditidae. The record is from the annotation of a GenBank genome assembly.
AUGCCAGUCGGCGGCACUUACCAUUUUUCCAAAACCCUCGACCGCUUCCAUUUGGUCAAGGAAGAAAGCCGGAGCGAAGAAAACUUCAUAUUCGAAUUUUUAGGAUCAAAUUGGUACCAUCAAAAUGCCACUGCCCGAAAAGGAAUGCGCAUUGCCAUCGAGGAAUUUAAUAACAUCAUGGCGCCCGUAUACUUCCGGAACGAAGAGUUGGGAUCUGACGAUUUUGAGCUACUUGGCACUAGUGAUAAGGAGCUGGAAUAUGUCGUUCCGAGAGACCGCGUUUUUAUGGAGUAUACAAAAACUACUGGUGACUUUAAGGGACUCAUCACAGAGGUGAAUAUACCAACAGAGAGCAUAGAGAAUUGC